Messenger RNA from Megalobrama amblycephala (Wuchang bream), 1467 nucleotides. RefSeq lists its product as uncharacterized. Gene Ontology annotation, biological process: DNA recombination; DNA integration. The record is from RefSeq and is a predicted model, not a curated record. The coding region runs from base 1 to 1467 and encodes 488 amino acids. Gene Ontology annotation, molecular function: DNA binding. The transcript is spliced from 3 exons. NCBI's taxonomy places the organism in Eukaryota, Metazoa, Chordata, Actinopteri, Cypriniformes, Xenocyprididae.
AUGGCGGUGUUCCUCGCACUAAAACACUUCCUCCCCAACCUGAGAGACCAUCAUGUGCUGGUCCGUACGGACAACACUACGGUGGUCUCGUAUAUCAACCAUCAGGGGGGUUUGCGGUCUCGCCCAUUAUCAAAGUUGGCCAGUCGCAUCCUCCUCUGGUCCCAGGGAAAGCUCCUCUCGCUGAGAGCAGCUUACAUCCCCGGGCGGUUGAAUCACCCAGCACCUCUAGGGCUGGAUGCCAUGCUACAGACGUGGCCGAGGCUACGUCUGUAUGCAUUCCCCCCAGUCUCAAUGCUCCCGGGAGUUCUGGAAAAGGUUCGCCAGGAGAAGGUCGACCUAAUAUUGGUGGCCCCUUACUGGCCGACCAGAAUAUGGUUUUCGGACAUAAUGUCUCUUCUGCACGGCUCUCCCUUAGAGCUUCCCCUCAGGCAGGAUCUCCUGUCUCAACCAACCGAGGUUGUGGAGACCAUCCUUCAUUCCAGAGCUCCCUCCACGAGGAAGUUGUACUUAUACAAAUGGAAAUUGUUCUCUGCGUGGUGUGAACAGCAUAAUUUGGACCCGGUCCAUUCUUCAGUCUCAGACGUGCUUCGGUUCCUUCAGGAAAAGUUCUCGGAAGGUUUAACCCCUUCCACGCUGAAAGUAUAUGUGGCCGCUAUUUCGGUUCACCAUAUUCCUGUAGGGGGCUCCUCGCUGGGUCGAGACCCCCUAGUAGUACGCUUCCUCCGUGGUGCACUCAGGUUGAGGCCUGUGGUGCGCACAAAGACCCCGACCUGGGACCUCACUAUUGUGCUCCAAGGGCUGGCUGAGGCUCCCUUCGAGCCAAUAGAGGAGGUGUCAGACAAGUUCUUGACACUCAAAACUAUCUUUCUCUUGGCCGUCUCUUCUUUGAAGAGAAUUGGUGAUUUACAAGCGCUGUCAGUCGCUCCAUCUUGUCUUGAGUUUGCGCCUGGUAUGGUGAAAGCCUUUCUGCAUACCAGGCCGGGCUAUGUUCCAAAGGUUCCGACGAGGGUCCCAGGCCCCAUUGUACUUGAGGCUUUCUGCCCGCCUCCUUUCGCAAACUUGGAUCAGGAAAGGAAGAAUCUGCUUUGCCCUGUAAGAGCAUUAGAUACGUAUGUCCACAGAGCUGCCCUGUGGAGAAAAACAGAACAAUUGUUUGUGUGUUACGGGUCCCCUAAGAGGGGGGGCCCAGCAUCUAAACAGCGGAUGAGCAAGUGGGUGGUCGAGGCCAUCUCACUUGCGUAUGAGACGGUGGGGCGCCCGUGUCCUUUGAUGGUGCGGGCUCACUCCACGAGAGGUAUGGCCGCGUCCAGAGCUCUUCUAUCUGGUGUCUCUAUGGACGACAUUUGUGGUGCGGCUGGAUGGUCAUCCCAGCACACCUUUAUCAGAUUUUACAAUCUUCACCUUAAUAUCACUCCGGGGGCCAGGGUGCUACAAAAUAGCAGCCAGGCACUUGGAGAGACGGCGUAG